GCUGCCCCGGCCCGGCGGCGGCGGCGAUGGAGCCCGGCGCGGCCGCCCCCCCCCCGCGGCCCGGGGCCGGCCUGAGCCGCGAUGCGAUGGAGAAGCUGGCGGCGGGGCUGGCCCGGCUCCGCUGGAGCCCCGCGGCGCUGCCCCUCGAUGCGAUCGUCAGCCAGUGCCGGCUGCCCACCCUCGUCUGCCUGGGGCAGGGCGAGCGCGUGGAGGGGGUGAGCGCCCAGGACGUGCUGCUGGUCCACUCCUGCCGGCAGUGGACGACGGUGACGGCUCACAGCCUGGAGGAGGGACACUACGUCAUCGGCCCCAAAAUCGACAUCCCGCUCCAGUACCCAGGGAAGUUCAAGCUGCUGGACCAGGACCGGGACAUCCGUGAGCCCGUGCAGUACUUCAACAGUGUGGAGGAGGUGGCCAGCAUCUUCCCAGACCGCGUCUUCGUCAUGGAGGCCAUCACCUUCAGUGUGAAGGUGGUGUCGGGGGAGUUCAGCGAGGACAGCGAGGUGUACAACUUCACGCUGCAUGCGGGGGACGAGCUGACGCUGAUGGGCCAAGCGGAGAUCCUCUGCGCCAAGACGGUGAAGGAGAAGUCGCGCUUCAACACCAUCCUGCGGAAGCUGGGCAAAGCGGCGCCGGCGGCCGGGGCCAGGCAGGUGAAGGGCAAGAUGCCCUGCCUGAUCUGCAUGAACCACCGCACCAACGAGAGCCUCAGCCUGCCCUUCCAGUGCAAGGGCCGCUUCAGCACCCGCAGCCCCCUCGAGCUGCGGCUGCAGGAGGGCGAGCACACCAUCCGCAGCAUCAUCGAGAAGGUGCGGCUGCCGGUCAACGUGGCCGUGCCCAGCCGACCGGCGCGCAACCCCUACGACCUGCACGCCAUCCGCGAGGGCCACUGCUACAAGCUGGUCAGCAUCAUCUCCAAGACGGUGGUGUUGUGCUGCAUCCUCCGCCGGGACGAGCUGGUCCCCUUCCACUUUCUCCUGCUGACCGACAUGCCCCGCUUCCAGCUGCCCGAGGGGCUGCUCGCCGGGGACCCCCAGUUGGAGAAGCUGCUGCGGGACAGCGCCGCGUACUGCCACGACCGCUUCAACCCCGACGAGUACUCGCGGGCCGUGCGGGAGGCCAAACCUGACUUUUCGGAGGAGUGCGCCAGCCCCCGGCGCCUGCGGCUCUGCCUGCCCGCCUGCGCCCGCGAGGAGCUCAGCCAGCCCCUCCAGCGCCUUUCCCUCUGCGCCUGCGGCACAGGGGUCCCCCGGGACCCCGCCGCCUGCUGCCAGGGACCGCGGGGCGUCGCGGGGGGCGCGACGCGUCCGCCGCUGCCUGACUUCCCCGACCCCGACCGGGAAUACAUGACGCCCGACUGGGCCGAGCCCGAGUUCAGGACUCAGGAGCUGUUGGAGAUCCCCUACGAGGAGCUCUGGAGCAACCCCAGCCCGGAGGGCUGCUGCGAGCCGGGCAGCGGCCGGCAGGACCUCGUCUCCUUUGGGGCCGUCACCCCGCUGGGCUCCCCGCAUCGCCCCGGCGUGCCCGGGGACGAGCCCCGCGGGGACACCCCACCUCCCGUGCCACCCAAGUCGGAGGCGGUGAAGGAGGAGUGCCGGCUGCUGAAUGCACCUCCCGUGCCGCCCCGGGGCAGCCGCCCCCCCGUGUCCUGCAGCCCCCCAGCACCCCUGCGCUGCCCGAAGCUGGCACCCGCUCCCUCGCCCAGCCCCAGCCUCUCCUACUACUCCUCGGGGCUCCACGAUGGGUCGGUCCCACGGAGCGGCAGCGGCUCGCCCUCGCCCGACGCCUACUCCCUGUACUGCUACCCCUGCACCUGGGGUGACUGCAAAGCCGGGGAGGCCCCCGGGCGCCCGCUGCCCCCCGCCACGUUGCCCCCCGCCGCCCAGCCCACCCCAACCUCUUGGUCGGACCCCUGGGCGUACGCCGAGGCGGGCGCCGGGGCCGGCAGCGGCUGCUCGACCCCGCUGUCGGGGGCCGAGCCCCCUCUGAAGCCCUACCGCAGCUGCCCCCGCCUCAAGCCCCCGCACCCCCAAAAACGUUUCGCCCCUUUCGGGGCGCUCAACCCCUUCGCUGGCCCGACCGAAUGGCCGGAGAGCCCGGAAUGGCCCAAGCCGCCUUCGGCCCCGGCCGCCCCCUCCUCCUCCUCUUCGCCAGAGCCCUUCACCCCCGUGGAGGAGCCGGCGCCCCCCCCUCGCCCACCCAAGGGGUUCGAGGGGGACAGCAUCGUCAUCCGCGGGGCGGCCCCGCUCUCGCCCGCCGUCCUGCGCGGGGCCGAGGGCGGCGUCACCCGCCUCUACCUGGCGCAGGGCGUCAUCGAGGUGCCGCCGGCGGCGAGGGGCGACGGGGGGGCUCCGCCGGCCGCCCCCCGUCCCAGCGGGGACGGCUCGCCCUGGCUGCCCCCCGCCGACCUCUCGGCCCUCUCGCUGGAGGAGGUCUCCAAGUGCCUGCGCUUCAUCGGCCUCUCCGAGGACGUGGUCAGCUUCUUCGCCCGCGAGCGCAUCGACGGCAGCAUCUUCGUGCAGCUCAGCGAGGAGAUCCUGGCCGACGACUUUCGCCUCACCAAGCUCCAGGUGAAGAAGAUCAUGCAGUUCAUCAAGGGCUGGCGCCCCAAGAUCUAGCCGCACGCUGGGGACCCCCUGGACCCUUGGGGUCCCCCAGACACCUGGACCACAGCUCCGGCUCUCCCCGCUCCUGUCCCCUGCCCCGCUCCGGGGGUGCCCUGAUGUGGGGGUGCCCAACGGCUGUGGGUUUUCCUCCUCCCCAGCAGCUCAGCCCUACUGCCCGGCCC
Aquila chrysaetos chrysaetos is the source of this 2788-nucleotide messenger RNA. RefSeq names its product GRB2 associated regulator of MAPK1 subtype 2 (gene GAREM2). The record is from RefSeq and is a predicted model, not a curated record. NCBI's taxonomy places the organism in Eukaryota, Metazoa, Chordata, Aves, Accipitriformes, Accipitridae.